CACGGCGAGACGAUGCAUUAUCAACUGCGGAUACAACUCCUAUUCCCCUCUCUGCAAGCCGAAGCCUACCCUAUUCUACUUGAACCCAACUCUCACUCAUCCUCAACAUCCAGCUCCUCGCUCUCUCUCUCUCUCUGCAGCUCAACAUCAACCUAAACCGACUCUCUCUCUGUUAAAUUUAAGAGACAGAGAAGUGUUAAAAAAGUUGAGGAAUUUAAUUUAAAGAAAAUGAAGAGGUUGAAGAGCUAUUACAUGAACAUAAGGCAUCAACAAACCAUGGAGAGGAAAUGGAUCUUUCCCCUGGCGAUAGGCUCCAUUGUCUCUUUAUUCCUCCUCUUCCUUACAACGCUAACCUCAUCCGACGGUACACCGUUCCUUCCCCUCUACCGCUCCGUCACUUCCUCCAGCUCCGUCUUCGUCGAGUCUAAGCUCCAUGUCAUCCCUACCUCCACUCUGCCCCCUCCACCCGUGCUUGCCUACCUGAUCUCCGGCUCCAACGGCGACGGCCACAUGCUGAAGCGAACUCUUCAGGCUCUCUACCACCCUCGUAAUCGCUACGUGGUCCAUUUGGACCUCGAGUCCCCGCCCGAGGAGCGCUCGGAUCUGCAAAAUUACGUGCGGGACCAUCCGGUCUUUGCGAGAUUCCGGAAUGUCUGGAUGAUCACCAAGGCGAAUCUCGUCACGUACCGGGGCCCCACCAUGGUGGCCAACACGCUCCACGCCGCCGCCAUUUUGUUGAGGGAAGGAGGGGACUGGGACUGGUUUAUCAAUCUAAGUGCUACGGAUUAUCCACUAGUCACCCAGGAUGAUCUGUUGCACACGUUUUCGUACCUCCCGAGGGAUCUCAAUUUCAUUGAUCAUACUAGUAACAUUGGCUGGAAAGAGUAUCAGCGAGCAAAACCGAUAAUUAUAGACCCGGGUUUGUACAUGACUAAGAAAGCUGAUGUUUUCUGGGUCACACAGCGGAGAAGUGUGCCAACAGCAUUUAAACUCUUCACAGGUUCUGCUUGGAUGGCACUUUCGAGGCAAUUCGUUGAUUACAUCAUAUGGGGAUGGGACAACCUACCUCGACUUGUUCUCAUGUACUACGCAAACUUCAUAUCUUCCCCAGAAGGAUACUUCCACACUGUUAUAUGUAAUGCCCAGGAGUUCCGCAACACCACUGUGAACAGUGACCUCCACUUCAUAUCCUGGGAUAACCCUCCCAAGCAACAUCCACACCACCUCAAUCUCAAUGACAUGCAAAAUAUGAUUAAUAGUAAUGCUCCAUUUGCACGGAAAUUUCCCAAAGAAGAUGCAGUGCUUGACAAAAUUGAUUCUGAGCUAUUGUCUCGGGGUCCAGGCAUGCUUGUUCCUGGUGGUUGGUGCAUCGGAAUCAGGGAAAAUGGGACUGAUCCUUGUUCUGAUAUUGGUAAUACGACAGUCCUCAGACCUGGCCUUGGAGCGAAAAGGUUGGAAAAUUUGAUGAGCUCUCUAUUAUCCAGUGAGAAUUUCCGGCCCAGGCAGUGCAAAUAACAAGCACCAGAAACUACUUCAGUAAGCACCUCUCGUGGCAGUUUGUAUUUGAAGAUGGAAGACAUGAGUAUGAUCAUCAGGGACUUAGCAUGUCUUCUAGUAGAAACAGAAAUGAAAGAAUACACAACUCUGCCUUAUAGAGUAGCAUGGAAGGAGAUGGAUUUGGUCGAAUGAUAGGAGCUACAGAAUGACAUGGUAUUGGUAUACACGAUGAAGCCCACACGUUUUCCUUCUUUCUCUUCCUUUUUUUUAGUUUUUCUAAUGAUAUGCAGCAACUCCGUAUCAAGCAAGCACUGAAGCUUAUUUUGCUCUGAUCUGGGGUUGGGUUGGAAACUUGGAGACAUAUUGCCGGGAUGAAUAUUUGAUAGAGGAAUGAAUAUUUGUUAUAUGA
Carya illinoinensis is the source of this 1906-nucleotide messenger RNA. RefSeq names its product beta-glucuronosyltransferase GlcAT14B-like. Gene Ontology annotation, molecular function: glucuronosyltransferase activity. NCBI's taxonomy places the organism in Eukaryota, Viridiplantae, Streptophyta, Magnoliopsida, Fagales, Juglandaceae. The record is from RefSeq and is a predicted model, not a curated record. Gene Ontology annotation, cellular component: membrane. The transcript has 4 exons. The coding region runs from base 229 to 1515 and encodes 428 amino acids.